Molecule: messenger RNA, 9378 nt
Organism: Gopherus flavomarginatus (Mexican gopher tortoise)
Lineage: Eukaryota; Metazoa; Chordata; Testudines; Testudinidae
Gene: SHROOM4
Product: shroom family member 4
Exons: 11
Coding region: 48-4613 (1521 amino acids)
Biological process (GO): actin filament organization
Cellular component (GO): apical plasma membrane; apical junction complex; adherens junction
Molecular function (GO): actin filament binding
Source: RefSeq, a predicted model, not a curated record
CCUGCCGCUGGAGCCCGGGCUGGCCGAGGGAUGUGGCGCUAGCGGCCAUGGAGCCGCCGGAGGAGCGCACCGAGAGCCGGCUGGUCUCCUUCCAGUACGUGCACGUGCAGCUGCAGGGGGGCGCGCCCUGGGGCUUCACCCUCAAGGGGGGGCUGGAGCACGGGGAGCCCCUCAUCGUCUCCAAGGUUGAAGAUGGGGGUAAGGCAGCCCUGUCCCGCAAGAUGCGGCCUGGGGACGAGCUGGUGAACAUCAAUGGCACCCCGCUGUACGGCUCCCGGCAGGAGGCGCUCGUCCUCAUCAAAGGCUCCUACCGCACACUGAAGAUGAUUGUCAGGAGGAGGAACGUGCCCGUCAUCAGGCCCCACUCCUGGCACCUGGCCAAGCUCUCCGAGGUCCGGACCGAGGCUGCCACCAUGCACUGUCCCUCUGAUGCCUUCAGCUUGUCCUGGCACUCAGGAUGUGACUCCAGUGACCUGUCCCUGCAGUGGGCCCAGCUGUCUCGCCAUUGCAGCACGGAGAAAAGCAGCUCCAUCGGAAGCAUGGAGAGCCUGGACCCACCCGGCCAGACAUACUAUGAGGGCAGCCUCUCGCCUGUGGACCAGAGCAUGUACCAGAACAAGCGGGACUCUGCCUAUAGCUCCUUCUCGGCCAGCUCCAAUGCCUCAGACUAUGCCCUGUCCCUGCGCCCUGAAGAGACCUCCUCCACAGACUCUAUCCUCCAGGGCCUGGGCCCCAGCCGAGCCCAUGAGGGGCGCUACCUGCAGACGGGUAGCGAGGGGGCAGAUGUCUCCCACCAGCUGUGUGGACACUUGGCACCCAACUCCAGGCCCUCCUCAUGCCCCCACGAAAGCAACCUGUCGGGCUCCGCCAAAUCAGGCGCCCCUCCCCAGCCUCCCGUUAGGAGGGACAGCCUCCGGGCCUCCAACUCCCAGCCAGCUGGCACCGAGCGACGCCGGGCCUCUGCCCCCGCUGAUGCUCUGCACCUCCCAGGCCGAUGGACCUCAGACACCUCGCUGUGCCUGCGAGACAAGGAGCCUGAGGGGGUGGGAGGCCACCCGAAGGAGCACCUGUCUGCCGACCAGUACUAUAUGCUGAGCUCCCACCUGGACAGACGUCAGCCCAGCAUGGAGCCGCUGUUAGGGGAGAGCACAGACCAUCCUCAGGGGGCUGCCCAGGGGAAGUGCCAGGAUAACGGUGCCUACGAAGGACAGCCAGGUGCCAACAUUGACCCGCCCCAGUCUCCUCGGAAGGGGCACCGGCACAGUGCCCCUGAGCAGCUGCUUGCAUCCCAGCUGCGCUCCCUGAAUGUAGCCAUGGGCAGCAGUCACUGGGACACCCAGCUGCAGGACAGGCAUCAAUGGACUGUGAACCCGCUGCACUUGGAGCAGCCAGGACUCAGCCAGCAGACAGAGGAUGCCAAAGAGCAGCCGUGCACGGAUCCAGCCGCGGGCACAGACCGUGCUGAUGACCACGCCACACAAGCACAGCACUCCCCUGGCCAGGCCCAGGACUCCUGCCAUAGCCAGGGGCCGUACAGGUGUUACCCAGAGCUGGAGAGAUCCUGUAGCACCCCCAGCGAGUCAGCCAUGCCACCACAGCCUGCCAGCGUGACCCCCGCAUGCAGCUCCAAGGCACUGGUGGAGGAGGGGAAGGAGUCCGGGCAGAGCAGGCCCAGUGCCAGGAAAUCGGGCCCUUCCCAUCAGCGAUCAGCCCAGCUGCGGCGCCGGAGUGAGCGCUUCGCUACCAACCUGCGCAAUGAGAUCCAGAGGAGGAAGGCCCAGCUGCAGAAGAGCAAGGGCUCUGUGGCUCUGCUGUGUGGGGAAGAGCCAGUAGAGGAGACGGACGAGCCAUGCGAGAGCCACCCCAGUCCCUCAGCCCCGCCAGAGGGCAGGCUGCCUAGCUCAGGGGACAGGAGCUCUGUCGGCAUGGCACAAGCCAGAGCCAAGUGCCUGAGUCCCACACCGGGCACGGCGCCUGCUGGGGAACAUGGCAGGAACCCCGGCCACCCAGCCAACAGGAGUGCCCCCACCCCCCAGCCUGCACGGAAAGGCCCCAGCACCCGUGCCCCUGACAGGGAGAAGCAAAGGGCUCCGGGGACUGGGGGCCGGUGGCGGUGGUCUCCAGAGCACAAGCUGCAGCGGGCCCUGAGCCCUGGGGAGGCGUACGCCAAGGGGUCAGAGGCGCCUGCCUCCUCGCUGCGCCUGGCAGAGGAUGCCGUCCUGCUACCUUUUGCUGACCGCAGAAAGUUCUUUGAGGAGACCAGCAGAUGCGUGGCGCAUCUCCCGGCCCGGCACAGCAAUUCCCCCAGCUUUCGGCCAAAGGCAGCCGAGUCGCAUGCCUUUCAGCCACUGGGCACUGAAUGUCGGGAGCUGCGGCGCUGUUCCGUGGACCAGUCCUACCCGCCCCUGUCACCGGGGCGGCAGAAUCUCCCCACCUAUGCCGAGUGCUGCCUGGAGCCGCCUGUGUGCUACGCUGGCCUCCCGCGGCAUGGCGAGUUCGAGUACCUGCGGCCCUUUGCCCGGGCCUGUGCCGGGACAGCCCCGGUGCUCCGCGAGCCCUGCCUCUACUGCUCUGGUGACAUGUGCCCCGCACUGCUGCAGAGGAACAUGCAGCCCAGCCACCAUGGCUAUCGUUGCCACCCCCAUCCCUGGGUGCCGCGGUGUUCCGACUGCUGCUGCUCUGUUCCCCACAAGGCCCUGGAGGAGACAGAGCCCUGGCCUGGGAGGAAGGCCUUCUUGCCGGAAUUUCCUCUGGAGGAGUGGGAGCCUGGGGUGAUAAACAGGAAGGGCAGCCAGUCAGUGAGCGAGCUGGCACACUACGAGAUUGGCUUCCAGAAGGAGGGUUCCUGCCGGCCCUGCUUGGAGAGCUCUGAACAGACGUGGCCUCCUUGCUACCGGGCCGCGUCCUCUCUCGAUCUCUCUUGGGACUGCGAGCGGCGUGUGCCAGAGAGCCCCAGCGAGCCACUCCAUCGCCCGCUCCGGGGCAGGGCCUUCUCCGAGAGCCACCUCAACAUGGAGCCGCCCAGCACCCGGGGCCAGGAGAUGAGAGAUGCCCUCUUAGCCAAGCUAGAUGAGAUGCACCCGAUGCCUCCGUGUCCGGCCAGAAAGAAAGGGCCGCCCCCUCCCCGGCCCCCACCCCCUAACUGGGAGAAGUACAGAACUCGCCGGGCCUCCCACCACCACCUUUACCCACUGGAGCCCACCGGGCCCGGCUCAGCAUUGUUCGCAGUGCCCCUGGGACAGCCUCACUACCAAGGCGGUGGCAGCGUGGAGACUGCAAGGCAGCGCUCCCAGAGCCUUCCCCUGGACAAGCUCCCUGGGGACUCGGUCAAGCCUGUGGCCAUCUCACAGCCUCAAAUGCCUGGCACCCUCCCUCAGGAAUCCCUGGACACCGGGCACCUGCCAGAGCAGGGGAACAACCAUCACUACUACUGCCACGUCUCGCCUCGGGAGCCACUGGCACUGGACAUGGCCACCAGGAACGCUCCCAGGCCAGAUGGGCUCUCAGAGGUGGGGGUGAAGGAGACGCCACGGUGGGAUAAGGGCAGGUCUGUAAAGGAUGAACAAUACCAAGUGAUUAGCUGGGGCCAGGAGCGCCAGCGGCCCAGCCCCCCCUGCCUGGCCCCCGAGGAGGUGGAGUCGGCCCAGGAGAUCGCAGAGGUGGAGAGCUGCCGGCUGGGCCGGCAGCCGCCCUGCCGAAUGACCUCAGAGGAACUGAUGCGAGACGUGGCGGGCAGGGAUCGUUCCCUGGCAGGUGUGCUGAGCCCAGCCUCUAGCAUGGUGACAGCCGCCGAGGUCAUGGGAGAGCUCUUCUCGGUGGGGGACCACCACUCGUGGAAGGACCAUUACCAGCAGGACUGGCGGCUGGAGAAGCAGAGUGAGGCUGGGGCUCAGGAAAGGGAGGAGUUCCAGCCCAUCUCCUCUCCCCUGGGAGGCGCUGUCAGCCCCACCUCCUACUCAGCCUAUUACAACACCUCGGCGGGCAAAGCUGAGCUGCUCAACAAGAUGAAGGAGCUGCCGGAGGGGACCUCAGAAGAGGAAGAGGUGGAUCACGAGCUAGCACAGAAGAAGGCGCAGCUCAUCGAGAGCAUCAGCAGGAAGCUGGCGGUGCUGCAGGAGGCACAGCGGGGCCUCCAGGAGGACAUCAACGCCAACGCAGCACUGGGGGAGGAGGUGGAGUGCCAGGUGAAGGGCGUCUGCAAACCCAAUGAAUUUGACAAGUUCCGUCUCUUCAUCGGAGACCUGGACAAGGUGGUAAAUCUGCUGCUGUCACUCUCGGGGCGGCUGGCCCGGGUGGAGAAUGCCCUCAACAGCCUGGACCAUGAGGCCACCAAGGAUGAGAAGCUGGCGCUGCUGGAGAAGAAGCGUCAGCUGACAGAGCAGUUGGAGGAUGCCAAGGAUCUGAAGGAGCAUGUGGAUCGGCGAGAGAGGGCCGUGUUCGGCACCAUCUCACGCUCCCUGCCAGCCGAGCAGCUCCAGGACUACCAGCACUUUGUCAAGAUGAAGUCGGCCCUCAUCAUCGAGCAGCGGGAGCUGGAGGAGAAGAUCAAGCUGGGGGAGGAGCAGCUCAGGUGUCUCAGGGAGAGCCUCCUGCUUGGGCCCAGAGAUUAUUAGCCCCAGCGCUACCCUCCUGGUGGCUAUGUGGCCACGGUCUCCUCCACAGUGGUGCGGCCUAGAGCUGACAGCCUUCUCACAGGCUGCUGCUGGAGGACCCUGGAGCAGAGAGGGGUGUGUGGGAGCAUCCCGCCACCCCCCAUGGCCUCCCAGCUGGUGACCCAAGCGAAUGGUGCCAGUGCGCGUCGUUCUCCUCCCUCCCCAUCAAUGCACUGAUUCAGUGGGAGCCCGUCACGUGUCUUCCAGCUGGCAAGAUCCAGCAGGGCACUGGCACGAAAGGGGGGUUCAGCCCUUCCCAGGAUGCCAUGGCCUGAAGCCCCAAAGAGGGGGAGGCUGCACUAGCUAUCUCCUCUAGCACCGAGCUGCCAUGGGCCGGGCCACCAAAGCCAAGCAAACAGCGCUCCGGGUGGGAGGGGCUCUGCUGGAGAGCGGGCCGGGAUUUCUGGAGCUGAACUGGAAGCCAGAGGAAACUGGACUCUUCAACACGCCAAAGGGGAUGUUGCUUUCGCUUCCCCAGCCCUUGCCAAGGUUUGCAGCAGGUUCUACAGCCAGCCGGGAGAGCCCCACAGCUGGCCCCCGCUGCUGCCUGCCCAAAGAUCUCCCUCUCCAUUGUGCGGUGCCAGGGUGGGGCAGAAGACAUUGCUGCCCCACUGCUAUGACCCCAGGUGGCACGACCAAAGAGGAUCUCGCACCAGUGCCUUAUCCGUGUGUGUGAGAUCCCUGCCAAUGUUAUUUAUUUUUGUAUUUUUAAGUUGCUUUUUUCCUGUGGAGGGGCCUUGUGGGAAGGAAGAGGGGCAGGCGGGAAGGGGGAGGAGCACAUGUGGUGGGGGAGGAGCCAGGGACCUUAGCGCCAGGGAGAGCCUGUCCCCAACGCCAACUUCCUGCCCAGCCCUGGCUUUCAGCCAUGGCGCUAGGACUGUACGUUCCACCCAAAGCAGGGCCUGGAACCAGUAGCCCCCAAGGGACAGGGAAUGGGAUGAGCCCCUGGCCCUCUAGCUGGCUGCCAAGCUGCCUGGCUCUUCCUCAGCCCUCGCUGUUUUGGGUAUGAGGGGGUCGGGGACCUCUGAACAUCCCGCAUUUCCUGCCAGGUUCAAGAUGUUCUUAACUGAAGGCUCCCCCUCCUGUAGCCAAGACCAGCUCCACACCAGGAGUGGGCACUGCCUCCCCCCCCCCCCCCAGUGCGGACCCCUCACCCAGGGUUUAGCUGAGGAGGCACUGCCCCCCCCCCCCCCCAGUGCAGGCCCCUUGCCCAGGGUUUAGCUGGGGAGGCACCACCCCCCAGUGUAGGUCCCUCCCCUGAGGUAUAGCUGAGGGGCACUUCCCCCCUGUGCGGGCCCCUUGCCUACAGUUUGUUCUGAGUCCAUUCCAGGAGGGUCCAAGAACCCAGGCCAGGGUCACCUGGUAUCGGCUCACACCCAGAUUCUACUGCAGUUGCGACUCAUCCCCAGCUGUUACCAUGUGGGGCAGUGGCUGGGGCAUGGGAAUGGAAGCCCAGGACUCCUGGGUUCUCGUCCCGUUUCACCCACUGAUUGUGUGUGACUAUAUGCACUUCCUUGUCUGUGCCUUCCUCAUGCCUGCUGUACGAUGGGGUGAUGCCACCUGGGCAUCUUGGCAAGGAGCUGGGAGCUCUGUGCAGAAACCCCAUUCCCCAGACCAUCCUGUCUCUGAUAAGCUCAGACACCUGGUGCUAAGUGGCCACCUGCCCUGGCUUUCAGGUCCCAGCGUCCACCUUGCCCUGGGGCAUGUGAGGGCUGGAGACCCAUUUGUUUGUCCAUGGGGUAGCUUUAGGCGCCUGUGGCCAGCAGCUCUGGUGCCUUUGGUGCGUGAUGGGAGGGUCUGGGCCCUGCUGUCACACCUGCUCACAUUAGGGCACUGACUCUCCUUUGCCGCCCUCGCCACCUGUCCCAUCUGCACCUGCCCUGCUCCUGUCUCCAUGGCGGAAGCCUCCCAGUGCUCUUGCAUGGUGCAGGUGUGGCACUGCUCUGUCCCCCUCCCCCUCCGCCCCCCCCAGCUUUGGACCCUAUGUCACCACCAUGCCUAUCCAGGUGGCAUCUGCUCCGCUUGUCCAAUUGCAGGGGGAUCGCGGAGUGGAGUUCCAUGCCCUAGUGGAAUGGGUUCUGGAGCGUGUCUCCCUCUCAGUAUGUGAUUGCUGAUGCAAUGUGCUGCUGCAGACCCUACAGGCCUCCCAGUUGGGUACCCCUUGUCUUGCUGGUUGCCAGUCUCCAUAGGAGCUGUUGUGGCCAUCCAGCGUACCUUAUAAACACAUCAUAUCACAUGAGCAAGUAGCUCAGGGAUAAGAGGCAACAGGAGAAAGCACUAACCCAGGAACCAAAGCCUCUUGCUGCCAUCUCUGUGUCUGGGCAUCUAGUGUGGCCCAAGCAGCCAGAUCCCAGUCUGUCCCAGGUGCAAACCCUGUGCCAUUGUUCUGGGAUUUACCUCCCUGAGAACUGCACCUGGACUGUAGCUAUAGAGACACGAUGGCACCCUAUAGUUCUGUAGAAGCAGGUUCAGGCUGGGAUUUCCUGGCAUUAAGGACUUGAGCUGGUCUGUUCCUCCCGGCCCCCGCACUCCAGCACUUCUGGUCGUAAAGUGUUAAUCACUUCUUCUAACACACAUGGCUUCUAAAGUAACCAAAGGAAUUUGCUGGGGACCUGCCACAAAUUCUCAGCCCCCGACAUCCUCUUCCUCUCCAUUGUGUUUGGAACAAUAGUCUAAACCCACUAGCUGCUUAAAUCUCUCAGUGUUGUGCUGGGCGUGGCCCACGCCUGGGCUCAGAGCCCCUGCCCUGCUAUCUGUGACGCUAGCCAGCCUAGGCUAUUACUGCAGAGAGGAGACUGAUGCUGCCUCCCAGCUGGCUCCUGGCAGCCCGGGCAGAGCCCUUGGGAACUCUCUCUUUCUGGCAAGUCAGAGGGUCUAUCCCUCCCCUAGGAGCUGAGUAGGAACCUGACCAGUGGGCUGCCUCUCCCACUAGCAGCCCCUGGAGGAGAUCCCUGCUGUAGCUCUGCAGCUGGGUGGGGGUGGGAGGGCACGUUCCCAGAACACCAGGGAUGCCAGCCCUGCUGCAAAUGCUAGUGUGGGGUUGGAGUUGAGUAGGGUAUAGAAGGAACUCUGGGGAGACAGGAGCAUGACAGCACUUGUUCCCAUGGGCAGGAGCUGUGCUAGGCAGAGCCCAUGCAGGGGGCACAGCUCUCCAUUCACCAUGGGUCAGAGAGAAGUGCAAGGGUCUGGCCACAGCUUUGGGCAGCUGCUGGUUGGAGGACAUGGAGCUAAACUGGGAGACAGCCUGGUCCUGCCUAUAUUCUGAUCCGAGAGUGUGAGGGAACCCCCAUUUGAAGUGCCCCACCUCCCUGCCUGAUGCAUUCCCAGACUCUCCCUGGCAUGGUGCCAUCCAGGGAGGUUGGGAUAGGCCGAUGCACAUUGUGUGCCCAAUGGGACCGCACAGAUCAGGGCUCGGUACUACUGGAGAGGUGCUAAGCUCUCAUUGCACUAUGGGUUUUGGGUGCUCUAUGCCCAAGGGGGAUCAGGCCCCACGUCAGAGCAGGGCCAGGCUUGUGCCCUUCCCUUCCCACUCAGCUGCAGGGCAUGCAGUGGGCAGCUAGCUGUAGCCAGACACCCUAUCACGUGCCAUUCCUCAUGUGCUCAUGCACCCAGUGAGAUACCUCACCCCUCAGCCAGGAGUGGACCGGGGACAGGCAUAAAAACAAAGACAUACAUUGAAAAUAACCUAACCCCUUGUCGAUACAAAAAUAGCACUUAAAAAGGGAUGGGUCAUUUGCUUAUGACUCAUCUGGGUCACACUCUUUUUAAGGGGAAGAUUCUGAGCUAGCGAUUCGGGGGGAAUAGCUAAAACACUAAUCUCUUCAAAUGCUCCUUAACACUAACUGCAACUACGCUAAACUUUUGACAUUCUCCACCCAGGAAGAGACUGUAGCAAGGAUGGGAUGUUUCCAAUGUGCUCAUUGCAGUAAGAACCACUCCUGCAACGGUCUCUCUUGCAUCCAGUACUAAACCCUUGAAAAGAAAUUUGACAUAAGCUUUUUGCUGAAUUUGCACGUGCAUCUUUUCCAAUCGAGCCUUGGAACCUGAAUAAAACUGGCUGUAGCCAAAGAGGAAAUAGCUGCUUUAGAAAAAUAAACAACUGAUUUGCAAAUAAUUCAGGUUGAGUAAUUACAAUGUUAUGUGAAAAUGCAGCAAAGGGAGCUCAGCGUUUCAGUGCAGGGUAUCCUGUUGCCUCCAGGAGGUAAUUAAAGCCAUGGGAUGAGAAGACUCCUGAAAUAAUACAGGAAUAUCGAACUGGAAAUCCCAUUGUUUCCAUGCUGGGCUCUGGAUUUCUGAUGUGAAUCAAAUUCCUGGAAUCCUUUUUGAGCAGUUAGCAGAUGUGAUGUUACAGCCCCCUUUAAAGAGUCUCCUCCCCCAGGGUGUUCAGAAAUGGAACUGGGCCAUGGCACCACUUAACAAUUAUCUCUGACAUCCCUUACAUGCAAUGACGAAGCCUCCUUAACACUACACAGAUUUAAAAGCUCUGCUGUACUUUUCACCCUCUAGGCUGUUGGACCCAUUUCACUUCACUCAUCUCAGACAGUGGAACUAGCCUGGUCAAGAUCACACACUGUCCAUUUCACUUCCUGAUUUUCAUGCACUUACCCAAGGCUGCCCUGAUUUGAGUUUCUAACACUACAGGGAAGGUUAAAUCCACCCAAAGCCUUUGGAGCCUGAAAAUGAAUUAUUUAUGUGCCCAGAGCCCAACACACACCCACCUGUACAA